Molecule: messenger RNA, 951 nt
Organism: Aspergillus melleus
Lineage: Eukaryota; Fungi; Ascomycota; Eurotiomycetes; Eurotiales; Aspergillaceae
Exons: 1
Coding region: 1-951 (316 amino acids)
Source: RefSeq, a predicted model, not a curated record
AUGGGUAAACAUACCCCAGAUGACUUAAAGCUCGGCCUCUCCCUCACCGAUACUCUUGAUACCCUCGAACAAACCUACAAGGAAUCAAAGGUCAUCAUAGUGGGCUGUCUGGUCUCUUGGACUCUCUGUCGCCUCAACUUUGGCUUCGUAUGGUUGGUUCUACUGCUGGCUAUCUGUCGUACCCAAUACCAGGUAUCCACCCGGCGAGUUGAGCGUACCAUUAGGGACGAACUUCGUCGGUACCAUGGGAGUAAAAAGCUCCAGCAGGGAGAAAGUGUCGAAUGGAUCAACGUGAUCCUCGGACGCGUAUGGCAUCUUUACGAGCGACGCAUCUGUGAUCAAAUCGUACGAUAUGUCAACGCCGGCCUCGCUCGACCGGGCAGCGAGGCCCCAGCCCAGAAGGUGACUGUUCAAUCGCUGGCCUCUAUGGAUCAGCCCCUGCGGUUCACCAAAUUUGCCACCCACCCGAAGCCAGAGUCACCCAACUUGAUCCUCGAGUGCCAGUUUCGAGUGGACCUGGCGCCUCCUUGGAUCUGGGACCCCCGCCACCAUCUCGCAGAGCGAUCCCACGCGGAACCGCUCAUCGACAUGACCAUCAUCCACGAUCGGCAGGAUAGUCGGCAUCAUGAUCUCUCGGUGCAAGUGAAACAGUUUACGGGGAUGGGAACGCUGCGACUAGAGAUCGACUUUGAAAGCGCCGAGCCCCGAAUCCACCCGCCGCAAAUCGAACUUCAGGAUCAGCCGCAGAUCGAGUGUACAAUGCGUGCGGUCAGUCAGCACCAUUUCCCCUUCCAUUUCGCCCACCACGUCGACUGGCGCAAGGUGGUGGGCAUGCAGAUCCGUGAGGGGCUGGGAUGGGCCUGGCAUCGGCCUCUACCCCUACCCUUCGUCCACCUAUUGGGGCAGCGUCUGUUGAUUCGAAUGAUGACGUGGUGGUGGCAUUUUCGUUGA